AUGAGUUCUAUCACGUGGGCACCUCAACCCGAUAUUAACGGUCAGUACGCAUCCCCAAGUAACUACUCCAACUGUCUUCUUAAAAGUAGUUUAAUAGAUUUUUUAACUUUGCAAGAUCUGAAUCAAUAUAACACUAUCAGGAAUGCGAGUGGAAAGAUAUUAGAUCUAGUCUUGUCUAAUGCAAACAUCAAUGUAGUCGAAAGUCAGUUUCCUAUACGCAACGUAGACAUUUUACAUCCACCAUUAGAAUUUUUCUUUACAAUCAACGUAUCAACUAAUUUUUCCGCAACUAAGAAUAAAUGUUCCCACAAUUUUGAAAGAGCUGAUUUUGAUUCCAUUAUAGCAUUCUUGAAUGGUGUUGAUUGGCUACAAACUUUAGGCGUACUUAAUAAUGUAAAUGAAAUGAUAUCGAAGUUCUACGAAAUCCUGCAGGUAGCUAUAGACAGAUUCGUUCCCAGAUCGUGCAAAUCGUCAAAAUCUUAUCCUAUCUGGUUUACACCCGCUCUAAUUAGACUCAUUAAACAGAAACACAAAUGGCAAUAA
This is a messenger RNA of Parnassius apollo (apollo), 543 nucleotides long. The record is from the annotation of a GenBank genome assembly. Lineage: Eukaryota; Metazoa; Arthropoda; Insecta; Lepidoptera; Papilionidae.